GACAGAUAAAAAGAAAAUGGAAGCACUUGUGAGAGAUGGUGCCGAAGAUUUGCGACACUUAAUUGAUCAAACAAUUAAUGAUGAGCAACAAAAUAAUGUGCGAACAACAAAGGAGAAUGCUGAUGCAUUAUUUGAUACAUUGGUAGAUAGAAAAAAAAAACAAAUAAAGGCUAAAUUUAUACCAAAAGAACGUUUAGAACAAUCAAUGAAAUAUGUUUAUGGAAAUUAUAAUAUAUUUGAAAAAGAUUGUUUACCACAACCCGCUGUUGUUCUGAAAUAUUUAUCAAUACUUGAAAAGCAAAUUAAUAGUUCAAAGACAAAUAAAACAAUUUAUGAUGAGUUAAAAAAUCGAUUUACGGUGGAUACGUAUCCCGAUUGUCCAAUUGUUUCCCAACCACUUGAUGAUAAAUCAUCAGUUGUUUAUACAAUUCAAACAGCACAAAGUGCUGUUUAUUUGCAGAAAACAAGAUUAGAAAAUGAAUUUAAUAAUGUGAGAAGAUCAACAGCUCAAUCAGGAAGAAACAUAAUGUCAAGAAAUAACAAUAAUACACCUGAAACAAUCUCGUGGCAUUUUCGUGAUCACAUAAGAAAAAUAUUAAUGGAAAAUACAUCUAGUCAUACGGAAACAGAUUUAUUACCAAUGCCAAUAUUUUUCACGACAAUAGUUAACUACAUUGUUAAUGUAAUGACAAUCGAUGAUCAACAUUGUCGUCCAGUAGAAGUUGAUGUAAUACAGAAAAUUGUUGGUAUCAUUAAUAACAUGAUAAAAGAUAUUAAUUUAGAAUUACAACCAUUCAACGUAGAAUUGUCAAGGCAAAUAAAGUCUUUAUUUCAUACAUUUACUGUUUUAUUAUUAAUUAAAUUUUAUUAUGAUGAGCAAUGUGAUCAUUUUAAACGCUUAUUAGAAACGGUCAAUGAUAAAGAACAAGGUUUGCGUGAUUAUUUUAUAAAAAUGGUUGUUCGUAAUACGUCGUUGGAUGAUGAAUUUGCUGGUAAUAUAUUGAAACAAAUAAAGGAUACGGCUGUUGUAUUAUUAGAUAAACAAAUGGGUAUUGUAAUGGAUGAAAUUAUUGCAAGACAAAAGAAUUUAAGUCGAAAAUCGAUACAAGAAAUAUGUGAUAAUAAGUUGGCAACAGCCAUCGAUAAUGAUUGGUUAUUACGUUACAUUCAACAACCGACUGAUGUUAUUGAAGAAUGUUUUAAUCAAAUGUGGAAACAAGUUCAAACAACAAUCACACAACAAAUUGAUUUGAUGAAACAAGAUAAUCAAGUUACAGUUGUUGAAUGUUUUGAUCGUUUACAGCACAUUNGUUAUAAAUUAAAAGAAAACGGAUGUAACAUGUUUAAACAAUUACCGAAAUGUGGUUCAAAAUUAAUUGAAUUGAUCGUUGAAAUGAAGGACACAUUUGAACAAUGUUCAAUCGCAAAUUUAUCAAUAUUUCUUACUAAUAUUCUGUCGAAACGAGAUCAAAUAAUACAAGAAUUUAUGACAACACCUACCGAUGAAAUACAAAAGAAAGAAAAUGCUAUUUAUACAAGAUUAUUGGAUAAAGCUCGAGGAUGUCCACAAACAUGUCCAUGUUGUACAAGACCGUGUGAUGCUGAUCAUACAGCAAUAAAAUCGAAAGCUGGCUCAGAGGACAAUAAACAUUCAUGUAGAAGUGGACAUCAGUUUCGUGGAUUUAAUGGUUAUCGUUUUGAGAUCACUAAUGAACCAUCGUUACUUACAUGUGAAGAUAUGCAAGAUGAUAUGUGGAUUAUUGUCCAUGGCACAAGGAAACGAUGGCGUAUGUUUAUGAAAGAUCAUCCUGAUUGGGAUUUUGUUACUAUUGAUUUAACCAAAGCAGAAUUAGAUAAUUUAAGGGGUAAAUAUGCUAUGGUAUGGCAAACAAUCGGCAGAGAAAUCUGUAAACAAUAUCAAAUGGAUUAUGUAAUGAAUAACAAAGCAGUCCAACGACAUGAACCUGUUCAUUAUAUUCUCCUACUCGAUAGUUCUGGAUCAAUGAUAGAUGAACCAUGGAAAAACUUGAUAUUAGCCGUUUCCGAAUUCAUACGACUUCGAUUGGAAGCAAACAUGGGAGAUCGUCUAACAAUUAUUCGCUUUUCAACAAAGGCCUCUUAUUCAUACGAAAAUGAAGAAUUACAGAAUAUUGAUGUUAAUACAUUAACAUUUGUUAAUGGAAACACAAGUUUUCGCAGAGCAUUUCGCCUGGUAAACGAAACAAUUGACAAAUUAAAAAGAGAUCAGACAUUUAAUCAUUUAAGACAUGUAAUCAUAUUUAUGACCGAUGGAGCAGGCAAAUAUCCGACACACGAAUUAGAAACAUUGAGAACUAAACAUGGUGAGCAAAUAGAGAAAUUUUGGAUAGUAUCGUUAGGUGAAAUAAACAGGCCAAUUCUCGAUCAAAUAAACACAAAAAUGGAUGGUGAAUUUAAAGAUAUUAAAGAAUCGUGUGAUCUAAUAAAAGCGUAUGCUGAAAUAGCACGAACAUGA
Molecule: messenger RNA, 2494 nt
Organism: Didymodactylos carnosus
Lineage: Eukaryota; Metazoa; Rotifera; Eurotatoria; Philodinida; Philodinidae
Source: the annotation of a GenBank genome assembly